AUGAGAAGUUUCAAAUCAAAAGUUAAACCGCACAUUUCAUCUAGUGAUACAUCAUAUACAAUAUCAAAUUCACCAUUAGAAAAAGGAUUUUCACGAGCUGCAUCAGUUGACUCAGUUUUCGAUGAUAUUUCAUCGAAAGCACAUGCUUUAUUUUCGAUUCUUGAUGAAGAUCAAAAGGGAUAUUUGGAUAAUCAAAUGUUAUUAAAGGUUUGUGAUUCUGGUUUGACAGAAUCGCAAAUAAAUGAUCUAAUUCAACAUCUUGAUCAUGAUGGAGAUGGAAAAGUUAGUCCAGAUGAUUUUAUGCUUGGUUUACGUACUCUGGCCAAACGUAAUAGUUUGAUUCGUGCUUCCCUUAGAGCCACUACAGUAACAAAUUCAACACAUUAUCUAAUUAAAAGAUGCUCAGAGUCAUCAAAUUCAUCUAGAAAUCGUUUAGUAUCAGAUGAAACGAAUUCAGAUAUUGAUGAAAAAUUAUGUAGCAAUUAUCAAAUAAAAUCAGAUGCUACAACUAUUCAGUCAAUGAGAAUCAGAACAAAAACUAGACAGAGACUUCAUCGGCGACUACUUACUUCUCUAUUCUCCCAACAAACUAGUUCUUUGUUAAUAAGCCCUCUAUCACCUCAGCUGUUUGAUAUUGGUUCUGUCGACGAAUGUUUGAAAUGUUUAAGCAACCAAGAACAUCUUUACGAACUAUACCAUAUACUAUUAUCAGAAAAUCCAAGUUUGUCUAGAAUGUAUGAAACUAUCUUGGUGGACGUAGUUAGAUACAUACAAAAAUCCCGUGAAACUCAAUCACGAUUAGAGAAACAAAUUGAAAGUGAACGCUUAAAACAUAGUGAAUCAAUAUUCCGUCUAUCCGAAGAAGUGGAUAAUCAAGUUAAACUUUCAGAGGAGGCAGCACGAAUUAAAGAAAGAGAGAUAGCAAUGAAAAAAUUUUCUGCCGAAAUUGAAGCAAAAUCUAUGCAAAUCAAACAAUUGAAAUCAAUGAUAAAAAAUCUUGAAGAGCAAGAUAUUUAUCAAAACGAAUUAAAUAGUCAAAAUACAACUCUUAAAACAAAUGAACAAGAUGAUGCACGUGUAGUUAAAUUACAAAUGAAAGUUCUACAAAUUAAUCAAGAGAAUUAUAAUUUAGAAGAAGAAUUAAACAAUACAAGACUACAAUUGGCACAGUCACGUUCAGAAUUUAACGCGGUACGACAAAGUUUAAGUAAUAAAAAUCAUGAAUUGGAAGAACGUAUGACUGCUUUGAUUGAAACUGUCAAAGAGAAUUCUACAUUAAAACGUCAAGUUGGAAUACUGAAAGAUAUCAACAGGAAGUUAUAUGAUGCUAACGAUGACUUUUACAAUAUGUUUGAAAGUUACCCAGAAUGGUUACGUAAAGAAUGGAAAGUUGAAGAUAUAAAACCAGCUUCUACAAUGAUGGAUUCCAGGUUCCAACGAACUUCGACAGAAUUUAAGCCAAUCAAGUCAGUUGUAAAGAAAUUCAGUGAGCAUUAUUGUGAGGCAAACAGUUCAACUUGCAUAUCCUGUAAAAAUGAUCAGACGGAAGAGCUAAGACCUUCAUCAUAUGGAAAAUGCUACUGCGUUAUGUCUAGAUGCGAACAAUCUGAUUGUUGUUGUUCAAAAGUCCAUAGAAAUGGAGAUAGUGGAUUAUCAAGUUGUAUGAAUACAAAUGAAACAGAAUCUGACAAAGAAUCAAAGUAUCAUAAUGUGAAACAACAAACUUUAUGGGAGAAUUCCGGAAAUCAUAUGAAAUAUGAUGAAAAAUUUGAAUCCCAAAAUCAAUUCUAUUCAACUGGUUCAAUGAAUUCAAUUAAUGAAUCUAAUUAUCAAUCAUCCAUUUAUCAUUUACCACAAUAUAAUGAUCAAAAAAAUUCUUAUAAUAAAAUAAAAAAAUUCAAUAAAAAUAUUUCAAUUAUUAAAAAUAUUCAUUUUAAUAAAACUGUAUAUGAUGAAAAAUUAAGAAUAUUUCGUAUUAUGUUAGCUGGUGAUUCAGAAGUUGGUAAAACAAGUUUAUUAUUACGUAUGUGUGAUGAUAUAUUUAAAAAUUAUUCAGUUACUACUAUUGGUGUUGAUAUGAAAAUGAAGUCAGUAGAAGUGGAUGGUAAGAAAGCAAUGAUGCAAAUAUGGGAUACUGCUGGACAGGAAAGAUUUCGCAGUGUAUCAACUAGUUUCUAUAGAAAAGCUGAUGGUAUUCUACUAGUAUAUGAUUGUACAUCGGAAUUUACAUUUAUUAGUACAAGAGAUUGGAUAACAAUUAUAGAAGAGAAUGCUGGCAAACAAAUACCCAUCGCUAUUAUUGGAAAUAAAAAGGAUUUAAAAGAGCAGAAAGAGUGGCAAGGAAAUAAAUGUGUUAGUUACGCAAUAGGCAGUAAACUGGCUCAGGAGAUUGGAGCACUUUUCUUCGAAACAAGUGCACUGACUGGUGAAAAUGUAAAUGAAUGCGUAGAAGCACUAGCAAGAUUACUAUGCGCUCAAGAAGAUUAUAAUUUGCGAUGUCCACAACUGAAAUUAUCAAGUGAUACUCCAAGACAAACUAAUCCAAAAUGUUGUGUACGAUGAGAAGUAUAGAUGGAACCAACCAUUCCAAAAAUAGUUUAGAUGGAAAUCACUUACUUAAAAGCCAAUCAACAUUUUUUAUACUUUAAAAAAUUUCAAAAAAAAAACAUCAACUUAUACUGAAAUGUCACGAUAGAUAAUUUCCCGUUAAAUUUCUAAUAAAAUAUUGGGAAGUAA
Messenger RNA from Schistosoma haematobium, 2736 nucleotides. RefSeq lists its product as uncharacterized. Gene Ontology annotation, molecular function: GTP binding; GTPase activity; calcium ion binding. The transcript has 13 exons. Lineage: Eukaryota; Metazoa; Platyhelminthes; Trematoda; Strigeidida; Schistosomatidae. Bases 1 to 2562 code for a protein of 853 amino acids. The record is from RefSeq and is a predicted model, not a curated record.